This is a messenger RNA of Meloidogyne enterolobii, 2057 nucleotides long. Lineage: Eukaryota; Metazoa; Nematoda; Chromadorea; Rhabditida; Meloidogynidae. The record is from the annotation of a GenBank genome assembly.
UUUUUUUGGAAAUGGGAUCAACUCCCACGAGGUCAACAUUAGAGGUGAAGUCAAUAGACUCUAAGUUCAACUCCAAAUAUUUGGGGUUGACCUCCAGUGUCAGUUGACCAUUAUGGUUUAGAAUAGACCCUUCAAAAUUAAUUUAAAAAAAUACCAAAGAGUGGGAGCGUGGAACUGUUUUCCUUGCUGAUUUUUUAUUUUCUUCUUCAGGUUCCUUUAUUCUAACAACAGAAGAGCCUCUUGCAGCUGACAAUCUUUUAUCUUUUUGUUCUUCUUUGGUUAAUUGUUCAACUGUUGAUCUUCUUGGUUUUUCUUCUUGUUUACUUUUAUGGCUUGUUUCUGUUUAGAGGUUUGUUUAAAUUUAAUUAUAAUUUUUUUACAAAUUUUACCCUUUUCUGUUGGUUUUAGUACCCCUUUUUUGACCGGAGAAACACUUCUCGAACCUUCCAAUUUUUUCUCUUCCUUUUUUGGUUGUUCGGAAGUUCCAGCAGGCUUUCUUGGGGGUGGGGUAGGUGCAGCUUUCUUUGGAACUUCCGUUUUUGUCCCAAUUUUGGUUGCCGAUUCUCCUGGUUUUGGUUUUUCUGGUGUGCUUGUAGUGGAUUUUUUGGUUGUUAAUGGUGUUGGGGGUUUAGUGGUUGUUGUUGCUUUUGCUUCUUCUUUCUGUUUUGUUUCCUCUUUUUGUUUCUGCCCUGUGACUGGUUUUGGUGGAGGUAUUGGGGUCUUCUUGGAGGAUUCUUUAUCUUCAUUUUUGGUCAUUUUUACAUUUUCUUCCCCCUUUUUGGCUUCAGUUUUUGCAUUUUUAGUCAAAUCUUCUCCUUUCUUUUUCGUUUCUUCCACCUUCUUCUUAUCUUCAACCUUUUUUGUCUCUGCAGUUUUCUUCCCAUCUUUCUUCACCUCUUCCUUUUUGGGUUCACUUUUUGAUUUUUUGGUCAAAUCUUCCAGUUUCUUCUUCUCUUCAGUCUUCUUCUCUUCAGUCUUCUUUUCUUCCGCUUUCUUUGUUUCUUCCGUUCUCUUCCUCUCUUCUGCUUUUCUCUUCUCCUCUGUUUUCUUCUUCUCUUCAGCCCUUUUCUUCUCUUCCGCCUUCUUCUUCUCGUCUUCUUUUUUCUUCUCUUCCAAUUGUUUUUUCUCUUCCGUUUUCUUCCUCUCUUCAACCUUUUUCUUCUCCUCCGCUUUCUUCCUCUCGUCUUCUUUUUUCUUCUCUUCGGCCUUUUUCUUCUCUUCCAAUUGUUUUUUCUCUUCCGCCUUCUUCCUCUCUUCUUCCUUUUUCUUUUUUUCUUCCUCUUCCCUUUUCUUCACUUCUUUAUCUUCCUUCCCUUCCAUUUUUGCCUUUUUUUCAUCCUUAACUUCAUCCUCUUCCCAUUCUUCCCCACUAUCCGUCACAUAUUCAUAUGUCCAUUCCUCAUCUUCAUCAUAUUCUUCAUCAUCUUCUUCCGUUUGUAGUACAUUAGGCAUUGAAAGUCUCUGCAUUUGUUUCAAUCAAAAAUAAAUAUUUUUUAGUCAAACUUGAUCUUUAAAAAAAUAAAAAGAAGGAAAACCACACUUUUUUAGUUCAAAUAUUUUUUAGGUACAAUGAAGAAUGAUUUUUUCUCGUCUUUUAAAUUGUUCUCUUAUUUUUACACUUUAUAAAAAAUAUUUUUUUUUAAUUGACAGCCGCUCUUCUUGAUUAAGAGUUUAUAUCCAAAAAUCCAUGUUUUUUUUUUCUUUCUCGUAACGUUUUUAUUUUGAUCACAUGCUUGAUUGAUCCUUUUAUCUCUUUUUUAGUAUAGUUUUUGAGGGAACAACAAAAAAGGGAGAGAUAUUUUUAAUGCCCUUUGAAUUUUUAUAAGGCCUUUUUGAGGGAUUUUCUCAAAUUUAUUUUUUUUAUUCCAAAUUAAAUUUAGAAGAAGCACAAUCUUCAGCAUUUGGUUCAGGAUGUAUCCAAGGGAGACGUUAAUUUAUCAUUGAGAAGGAAAAGUGGAUGAGCUCGGAAAAAAUCGAGAUUAGCGGUGGCCGAUGCUGAGGAGAAUAAGGAUGAUGAUUUCAAGAAUUCAACGAUCUGCGGUAUUUGGCAUAAUGCA